Messenger RNA from Mercurialis annua (annual mercury), 1167 nucleotides. RefSeq names its product pollen-specific leucine-rich repeat extensin-like protein 3. Bases 83 to 1045 code for a protein of 320 amino acids. The transcript is spliced from 2 exons. NCBI's taxonomy places the organism in Eukaryota, Viridiplantae, Streptophyta, Magnoliopsida, Malpighiales, Euphorbiaceae. The record is from RefSeq and is a predicted model, not a curated record.
UUCCAAAAACUAAAUAAAUAGGAGACUGCUUUUCAUUGAUGAAUCACAGAAAAAUUAACAAGUGAGAGAGUGUGGAGUAAAAAUGGCAUCAAAGUUUCAAACAAUAGCUAUAGUAUUUAUGCUUUUGUUUGGCAGUGUGCAUCCCCAGUUUUCCCCUCCUCCGCCUACUGUUGGAGAUUUUGCACCCCAGCCUCCUUCAGUAGUAGAAACUCCUUUGCCUGCACUGCCGCCUCCCGUCGUCCUCCUCCCCAUUUCCCCUCCGUUAGUCGCUUUUCCGCCACCCAUCCUCCCCAUUUCCCCUCCAGUAAUCGCUCUGCCACCACCCAUCCUCCCCAUUUCCCCUCCAGUAGUCGCUUUGCCACCACCUAUCCUCCCCAUUUCCCCUGCCUUACCUGUUUUACCUCCUGCGCUUCCCCCUCCGGAAGUUGCAUUACCUCCUCCUGCGCUUCCGCCUCCUGAAGUUGCAUUACCUCCUCCUGCGCUUCCGCCUCCUGAAGUUGCAUUACCUCCUCCCACGCUUCCCCCUCCUGAGGUUUCAUUAACUCCUCCCGCACUUCCCCCUCCGGAAGUCAUACUACCUCCUCCCGCACUCCCCCCUCCGGAAGUCGUGCUACCUCCUCCCGCUUUCCCUCCUCCGGAAGUGGCAUUACCUCCUCCAGCUCUCCCCCCUCCGGAAGUUGUGCUACCUCCUCCCGCUCUCCCUCCUCCUGAAAUUGUGUUACCUCCUCCCGUUAUUGCCCCUCCUGUAAUUGUGUUACCUCCUGCGCUUCCUCCUCCCAAGCGUGGUUCUCGCGCGCUUUGCAUGGCGCAAUGUGCGUUUAAGUGCGCCAGUAAGAGGUUUCCGGUCGUUGUCGCACCAUGUAUUAUCAUGUGCGCCAUACGAUGCAAGCGUUCACCCUCCUCUGCAACUACUAAUAGUUGCACGUACACUUGUGCCGACUCCAAGGUGAAGGAUUUGGGUGCAGAUGUGAGCAAACCAGAGAAUUUAAACAAAUUGGAAGCAAUUAUAGAUUCAUGCUCUGGGAAGUGCGUGAAGAAUUUUUAGACGGUUCAUAGAAAAAGUUUCUAUCCAGAUGAAAAUAUUAGGGACUAACAAGUUUUUUAGUGAAUAAGAUGGGAAACUAUGCAACUGUAAGAAGAUCAUUAUUUCUUAAUAAAGACUGCCUU